AUGGGUCAACAGUUGUUCAAAGUUCAUUUCGAUAUAGUUGAUAAUACAGUAGAUAAUUCGGAAAUAAUUUCAUCGGAUCCUAUUAAAGAUGAUAUUAGAUUUUUUUUUCCUUUAAAAUUUUCUUCUGAUUCAAUAAACAAUCAAACUGAACUGAACAAUGAUCAACAGAUUUCAAAGUCUCAAAUAGAAUACAUAAAACAAAUUCAAAAUUCUCUAUUUCGACUGACAAAGUCAGUUCAUUGGGGAAAAAUCAAUACUGAAAUAAAUGAGAUACUUAUGAACAAUAUUUUUACAUCAAUUAUUGAACAGAAUAAAAAAAUAAUGAAAGAAAUUGAAAAUCAUUUGGUAUACAAACAACAUCUUCAAACAUCUUUAAUAAACAAACUUAAAGAAGAAAAUGAUGCCAAUCUAUCAAUUUUUGAACAACCAUUUAUUGAUGCUUCUUCUGAGAACAACGACAAUAGUGAUAAUCAAGAGGAAAAAACUAAAUACCAACCGGAACAAUUAUCAUAUUUUGCUAUUGAAUCAUUAACAUCGAUCUUAUUAAUUUUAAUUCAAUCAGUUGAAAAAAAUGAUCCGAUAAUUAUACAUAAAAUACUAACAUUAAUAAGUCGAUUAUGUGAACAACUUCCAAUGAAAUGUUUAUCUACUACAAAUAAUUUCUUAUUCAAAUCAUUAGAACCAUUAAUAUAUUACAUCCAUGAAUUAUCUUUAACAACAGAUCCAAUUAUUACAAAACAAGCAAUAAAAAUUCAACUUAAUUUUUCUAUUGCAAAAGGAUCUUUUAAAGAUAUUUUAUCUUUAUUAAAGAAACUAAUAUUCAAUACAACUGAUAUUUAUAAUGUACAAACUUUAUUCCUACAAUUGAAUAAGGGUUUAACUGAGACUAUCAAUAAAUGGGAAAAACAAAAAAAACAAUUAACUAAUGAAGAAAAAAUUGAUUCCAAUUCAGAGCAAGAUGAUAAUACAAUAUCUAAAGAAUUAACAGGACAACUUUGA
Molecule: messenger RNA, 999 nt
Organism: Rotaria sordida
Lineage: Eukaryota; Metazoa; Rotifera; Eurotatoria; Philodinida; Philodinidae
Source: the annotation of a GenBank genome assembly